This is a messenger RNA of Oncorhynchus keta (chum salmon), 4852 nucleotides long. RefSeq lists its product as uncharacterized. The transcript has 13 exons. The coding region runs from base 668 to 4852 and encodes 1394 amino acids. Lineage: Eukaryota; Metazoa; Chordata; Actinopteri; Salmoniformes; Salmonidae. The record is from RefSeq and is a predicted model, not a curated record.
AGGACCUUAGGAGAGCUCUUUUCACCCAAAGUUCCACCUUGAUCAGCACCAUCAUUGAAGCUGUGAGCACCAAAGUCCAGAGGCUGUUUGAAGCUCCUGCUGACUACAUUCCAUUAAGCUCUAUCCGCAGCUGGCUAUCAGAGCCCAAGGCAAGCGAGGUUCGUCCAAAGUGCCCUGACCAGCUGGUAAUCUCCUCGGAGCUCCUGAGGAACAUCAUUGGUAUGAUAGUUUAUGUAGUCUUCAGAGGCCACCUAGAGGAAGACAUCAACCUUCAUUACUGGCCCCUCAUAAACGACAUAAUCCACCAGCUGUCACUGUGUGGGGUCAAAGUCACAAAGAAAGGGGGCAAGGCCAACUGGCACAUUGGCUGGUACCAGAUCCUUGAGAUGGUGACAAAUAUCCAUACUCAUCUUCAUUACUAUACUGGCACAGAGCUGGUACUAAAGUUGGCAACAUCUGCCAGGGCCACCAUGCUAACGAGGCACAUGGUUCACCAUGUGGUCGAGGAGCUGGUAAAGCUGAAGGACGUGGAUGAAGGGACACUAGCUUCAGGGAGCAGUGAGUCUGUCACAGCACCCCUAAUCACUAACCCCGUCAAAGUGGACAACAUCACAACAAACAUGACCACGACUCCAGCUGACCUCCAGUCAGGCUUUGCCCCGGCACCAUGCAUAUUACCCCCAGGCUUUGCCACUGCAUCCUGCAUCCCACCACCAGUCUUUGCCCUGGCAUCACGCCCACUCCCAGCAGGAUUUUCCCCGGCAUCAUGUCCCCCACCACCAGGCUUUGCCCCUCUAUCCUUCCCCCCACCACCAGGCUUUGCCCCUCUAUCCUUCCCCCCACCACCAGGCUUUGCCCCUCUAUCCUGCCCCCCACCACCAGGAUUUUCCCAGGCAUCAUGCCCCCCAACACCAGGCCUUGCCCCUCUAUCAUGCCCCCCACCACCAGGCUUUGCCCAUCUAUCCUGCCCCCCACCACCAGGCUUUGCCCAGGCAUCCUGCCAGCCACCACCAGGCUUUGCCCUUGCAUCCUGCACCCUACCACCAGUCUUUGCCCCGGCAUCAUGCCCACUCCCAGCAGGCUUUUCCCCGGCAUCAUGUCCCCCACCACCAGGCUUUGCCCCUCUAUCAUGCCCCCCACCACGAGGCUUUGCCUCUCUAUCAUGCCCCCCACCACCAUUCUUUUCCCCUCUAUCAUGCCCCCCACCACCAGGCUUUGCCCUUCUAUCCUUCCCCCACCACCAGGCUUUGCCCCUCUAUCCUGCCCCCCACCACCAGGAUUUUCCCAGGCAUCAUGCCCCCCAACACUAGGCCUUGCCCCUCUUUCAUGCCCCCCACCACCAGGCUUUGCCCCGGGAAAGUGCCCCCCACCACCAGGCUUUGCCCAGGCAUUGCUCCCCCCACCACCAGGCUUUGCCCAGGCAUCCUGCCCCCCACGAUCAGGCUUUAUCCCGGCGUCAUGCCCCCCACCACCAGGCUUUCCCCCGGCAUCUUGCCACCCACCACUCACUAUCGCAGAUCAUAUCUGCACUCUAAUUCAGAGCAUCACUGCCAGAUCCAACAACAUCGUCAACAAGGAGCUGGAGAAGUGUAUCGACUCUUAUAGUAAGAGCAUCUGGGCUGACACUUUCUACUGCGAGUACAUGAAGAUGUACCCAUCACCCCAGGGGAUUGAAGCCUUCUCAUUUGAUGAGGAGAGAUUUUUAGUGGUGGCCAACAUAAUCGGCAGAAUAUUGCUGAACAAUCUCCAGCUGGAGAUGCUCCUCUCAGUGGAAGACUUUAAUGUGGAUGAAGUAGGGAGCAGUGGGUCUGUGGACUUGAACCUGGCGAUCCCAGAGACCCCUAACCCUGUCAAAGUGGUAGACAUCACAACACCCCUGACCACUAAUCCAGUCAACCUUGAGGUUUUGGAUGAAACACUUGUCCUUCAGUCAGGCUUUUCCACGGCACACUGCACCCCACCACCAGGCUUUUCCUCGCCACCCUGCACCCCACCAACAGAAUUUUCCCCAGCACCCUUCAUUCCACCCCCAGGCUUUGCCCUGGCAGCCUGCACCUCGUCGCCAAGCUUUGCCGCUAAUGCCACACAGGGCUUUGGCACGAAAGUCAUCCUGAAACAAAUUGUCCUGCUAUUCUUGGAGAGGCUCCCUCCUGCGUCAGAGGACCUUGAGUCAGAGUUCCUGACUAUCACUGAUCGUAUCUGCACUCUGUUUCAAAGCAUCACUGCCAGAUUCUGCAACAUCGUUAAUGAGGAGCUGGAGAAGUGUACCGACUCUGACAGUAUGCAGUACUGGGCUUACACCUUCUACUGGGAGUAUAUGAAGAGGUACCCAUCAUCCCAGUGCCUGGGGAUUGAAGCCUUCACAUGUGAUGAGGAGAGAUGUUUAGUGGUGGCCAAAUUGUUUGCAAUGAAGAUGUGCCCCAAGAUGCUCCCCUCAGCAGCAGACUUCGACAAGGCUGAAGAUUCAGGCAGCAAUGGAUCUGUGGACUUGAACCUGGCGAUCCCAGAGACCCCUAACCCUGUCAAAGUGGUAGACAUCACAACACCCCUGACCACUAAUCCAGUCAACCUUGAGGUUUUGGAUGAAACACUUGUCCUUCAGUCAGGCUUUUCCCCGGCACCCUGCACCCCACCACCUGAAUUUGCCCCAACACCCUGCAUUCCACCCCCAGGCUUUGCCCUGGCAACCUACACCUCGACGCCAAGCUUUGUCGCAAAUGCCAUGCAGGGCUUUGGCACCAAAGUCAUCCUGAAACAAAUGGUCCUGCUAUUCUUGGAGAGGCUCCCUCCUUCGUCAGAGGACCUUGAGUCAGAGUUCCUGACUAUCACCGAUCGUAUCUGCACGCUGUUUCAAAGCAUCACUGCCAGAUUCCGCAACAUCGUUAAUGAGGAGCUGGAGAAGUGUACCGACUCUGACAGUAAGAAGUAUUGGGCUUACACCUUCUACUGGGAGUAUAUGAAGAGGUACCCAUCAUCCCAGUGCCUGGGGAUUGAAGCCUUCACAUGUGAUGAGGAGAGAUGUUUAGUGGUGGCCAAAAUGUUUGCAAAGAAGAUGUGCCCCAAGAUGCUCCCCUCAGCAGCAGACUUCGACGAGGCUGAAGAUUCAGGCAGCAAUGGAUCUGUGGACUUGAACCUGGCGAUCCCAGAGACCCCUAACCCUGUCAAAGUGGUAGACAUCACAACACCCCUGACCACUAAUCCAGUCAACCUUGAGUUUUUGGAUGAAACACUUGUCCUUCAGUCAGGCUUUUCCACGGCACACUGCACCCCACCACCAGGCUUUUCCCCGGCACCCUGCACCCCACCAACAGAAUUUUCCCCAGCACCCUUCAUUCCACCCCCAGGCUUUGCCCUGGCAGCCUGCACCUCGUCGCCAAGCUUUGCCGCUAAUGCCACGCAGGGCUUUGGCACGAAAGUCAUCCUGAAACAAAUUGUCCUGCUAUUCUUGGAGAGGCUCCCUCCUGCGUCAGAGGACCUUGAGUCAGAGUUCCUGACUAUCACCGAUCGUAUCUGCACUCUGUUUCAAAGCAUCACUGCCAGAUUCUGCAACAUCGUUAAUGAGGAGCUGGAGAAGUGUACCGACUCUGACAGUAUGCAGUACUGGGCUUACACCUUCUGCUGGGAGUAUAUGAAGAGGUACCCAUCAUCCCAGUGCCUGGGGAUUGAAGCCUUCACAUGUGAUGAGGAGAGAUGUUUAGUGGUGGCCAAAUUGUUUGCAAUGAAGAUGUGCCCCAAGAUGCUCCCCUCAGCAGCAGACUUCGACGAGGCUGAAGAUUCAGGCAGCAAUGGAUCUGUGGACUUGAACCUGGCGAUCCCAGAGACCCCUAACCCUGUCAAAGUGGUAGACAUCACAACACCCCUGACCACUAAUCCAGUCAACCUUGAGGUUUUGGAUGAAACACUUGUCCUUCAGUCAGGCCUAGCCCCGGCACCCUGCAUUCCACCCCAAGGCUUUUCCCCAGCACCCUGCAUUCCACCCCCAGAAUUUUCCCCAGCACCCUGCAUUCCACCCCGAGGCUUUUCCCCAGCGCCCUGCAUUCCACCCUCAGCCUUUGCCCUGACAUCCUGCACCGCAUCGCCAAGCUUCGCCGCUAAUGCCAUGCAGGGCUUUGGCACGAAAAUCAUCCUGAAACAAAUGGUCCUGCUAUUCUUGGAGAGGCACCCUCCUACAUCAGACGACCUUGAGUCAGAGUUCCUCACUAUCAUGAAGAGGUGCCCAUCAUCCCAGUGCCUGGAGAUUGAAUCCUUCACAUGUGAUGAGGAGAGAUGUUUAGUGGUGGCCACCUUGUUUGCAAAGAAAUUGUACCCCAAGAUGUUCCUCUCAGCAGCAGACGUCGACGAGGCUGAAGAUUCAGGGAGCAAUGGAUCUGUGGACAUGAACCUGGCAAUCGCCAACAAAUUUGUCCCUAACCCUGUCAAGGUGUUGGAGUUGCUUCAACCCCUGUCACUUCCAGACAUCAAAAAGCCCUUGACCACUAUCCAUGACAAAGUGCUGGACAACAUCACAACAACCCUGGUUGAUGCCCCAGUUAAGGUGGACAACAUCACAACACCCCUGGUUGAUGCCCCAGUUAAGGUGGACAACAUCACAACACCCCUGGUUGAUGCCCCAGUUAAGGUGGACAACAUCACAACACCCCUGGUUGAUGCCCCAGUUAAGGUGGACAACAUCACAACACCCCUGGUUGAUGCCCCAGUUAAGGUGGACAACAUCACAACACCCCUGGUUGAUGCCCCAGUUAAGGUGGACAACAUCACAACACCCCUGGUUGAUGCCCCAGCUAAGGUGGACAACAUCACAACACCCCUGGUUGAUGCCCCAGCUAAGGUGGACAACAUCCAACCUGGUUGA